Molecule: messenger RNA, 1134 nt
Organism: Ricinus communis (castor bean)
Lineage: Eukaryota; Viridiplantae; Streptophyta; Magnoliopsida; Malpighiales; Euphorbiaceae
Product: protein CHAPERONE-LIKE PROTEIN OF POR1, chloroplastic
Exons: 5
Coding region: 199-969 (256 amino acids)
Cellular component (GO): chloroplast membrane
Source: RefSeq, a predicted model, not a curated record
UCGCCAAACGGUCCUUUCCCUUUCGGCUUUGGUUGGGUUAGGCUUGCUUUCCUCCUCCAGCUGCCCAAAGCCUGAACCGCAACCGCCGUGCAGAAAAAAGAAAUACCUGCGAUAGUUCCACGCCUAAAACUGCAAACAAAAACAAAGUCUUAGGGUUUCUUUUCCAUUCUCGUCAAAUUGAAGAAUUGAAUUACAAAGAUGGCAACUUCUUAUGUUCUCUCUAACCCUACUCUUUCCUCUCCUUUCCUCCCCAGCAAACCUACUAAAUAUGGGCAAAAUACAAAAAAUAGGAUGCUAUAUGGCCCAAUUUCUAGAAAUAUUACCAGAGUUAAGUGUGCAGUGGAUGCACCCUAUGAAGGUAAUAUCUCAAAAUUUCCUCGAGUGAAUGUUUGGGAUCCUUAUAAGCGCCUUGGUAUCAGUCCUUAUGCUUCUGAGGAGGAAAUUUGGUCAUCACGCAAUUUUCUCUUAGAGCAAUAUGCUGGACAUGAGAGAAGUGAAGAAUCAAUAGAGGCUGCUUUUGAGAAGUUGUUAAUGACCAGUUUUAAAGAAAGGAAGAAAACAAAAAUUAAUUUGAAAACCAGGCUAAAGAAGAAAGUGGAGGAAUCUCCACCUUGGGUUAAGAGCAUACUCAAUUUUGUGGAACUUCCUCCAGUUGAAGUUAUUUUCAGAAGAUUAUUCCUCUUUGCAUUCAUGGGUGGCUGGAGUAUCAUGAAUUCUGCUGAAGGUGGACCUGCUUUUCAGGUGGCAGUAUCUUUAGCAGCUUGCAUAUAUUUUCUCAAUGAGAAAACAAAGAGCUUAGGCAGAGCUUUCAUUAUUGGUCUCGGAGCUCUUGCAGCUGGGUGGGUGUGUGGGUCAGUAUUUGUGCCCAUGAUUCCAACAGUUCUAAUACACCCGACUUGGACACUCGAACUCCUGACUUCAUUGGUAGCUUACCUUUUCUUGUGUGUGGCAUGUACUUUUCUCAAGUAAAAUCACAACACGGGGGAAUUGUAUUGAAGCUAAAUUCAUGUCCACAUUGGGUGAAAAUAUUUUUCUUUGAUAGAUUUUCAAUGCCAUGAAAUUCGGAAAUGAUAUGUCAGCUAUAACCUUUUUAAAUUGAUUCCAUGAUAAUGGUAGUGCUUCUUGAAGUAGCAA